AUGGAGAGCAAGGCUGACGUUGUUGCCCUCGCGGCGCCAGUCGCCGAGAAGCCCAAAGGUCAGGGUUCGGCGAACUACAGCCGCGCAGUGGCGCUGCUGCACCAGCACGACGCCGACUACACCGCGCCAGAGCUGCCCUUCCCGCUGUUCUCGCCCGCCCUCGAGGCCGAGUGGGCCAAGAACGGCCCUCCCGCGUUCGGCGCCGAGAUGAGGAAGUGGUUCCACUUCAAGGAGGGCGUGCACUUCCUCAACCACGGCUCCUACGGGGCCAUGCCGCGUCCGGUCAAGCAGAUCCACGCCCAGUGGCUUGAUCACGUGGAGGAGCAGCCGUGCCGCUGGUUCAACUGCGAACUGUUUCCGCUCAUCAGCCACGCCGUGCGCGGUCUGGCCAAGUUCAUUGGGGCGAAACCGCACGAGGUGGUGUUCGCUCGGAAUGCUACGACUGCCAUCAACGCCAUCCUCCGGUCGUUCCCCUUCCAGUUGGGCGACGCGCUGCUCUGCAUGAACUUCACCUACGGCGCCAUCAAGAAGACCCUCCAGUAUGUGCUGCCCCGGCAGAAGGUGGAUAUCAUCGAAGUCCAAAUCGACAGCCAUCCCACCGGCCGACAGGUGAUCGACAAGAUCAAGGAGGCGCUGGAGAACGACAAGGAGAAGAAGAUCCGGGUGGUGCUGCUCGACCACAUCAUCUCCCCGCUGGGCAUGAAAGAGUUGGUGGAGCUCAUACACGCGCACGGCGCGAGGGCGUUGGUCGAUGGCGCGCACGUGGUGGGCCAGGUUCCGCUCAACCUCCACGAACUCAAUGCCGACUACUUCGUCUCCAACUGUCACAAGUGGCUCUACGCGCCCCGUGGCUGCGCGUUCGCCUGGGUGAAGGAGGAGCUCCACAAGGAGGUGCGACCGGCGGUCAUCUCUCACGGCUACGACCAGGGCUUCCACUCAGAGUUCAUCUGGCAAGCGACGGACGACUACACGCCGUUCCUGUCGGUGGUGAGCGCGAUCAAGUUCGUCGAGCUCUGUGGUGCGGAGAAGAUCAUGGCCUACAGCAACGAACUGGUGACCGACGCAGCCAACGAGUUGGCCAAGGCGUGGGAUACGGAGGUGGUGGUGCCGCCAGCCGACUUUGCGGCCAUGGCGCUGAUCCGCAUGCCGAAGCCCGCGCACCACGACGAGGACGGCCAAGGCGCCGACGCCAUCUGCCAACUGCUCUGGGACGACUUCAAGAUCGAGGCGAUGAUCUUCCCCCUGCCGGAGCUGGGCCUGGUGGUGCGCAUCUCGGGCCAGAUCUACCUCGAGAAGCAGGACUACGCCCACUUCGCCGACGCCGUGCUGACCCUCAUCCGUGAGGGUCGCUACUAG
This is a messenger RNA of Acanthamoeba castellanii str. Neff, 1356 nucleotides long. RefSeq names its product aminotransferase, class V superfamily protein. The record is from RefSeq and is a predicted model, not a curated record. NCBI's taxonomy places the organism in Eukaryota, Discosea, Longamoebia, Acanthamoebidae. The transcript has 12 exons. The coding region runs from base 1 to 1356 and encodes 451 amino acids.